UUCUGCAUUGGGCCUCAAAGCCGUUUUUCUGCUCAGGUAAAGGAGGUUGUCUGAGCCAGACACACUGGCAUUUGUUGGAGAUACUUUAAUUUGGAUUCCUACACUGGGCAGAGUUGAGCCUGAUCUCUAAAUGGCCCCUUCCAGCUCUACAAUUCAACAGCUUCUCAGCUGUGGCUCUUUCCAGAGAGCCUAACUUAGAAACAGCAUCGUUUCAGCACCAAACAAAUACAUGUGGUUUAUUUUCAUCCGUGUCAACCAGUCAAAGAGCAGCAUGGACCUGGAUUAAUUGAAAUGCCUUCUUCCAGGCUGUCCCCAUGAAUUCUCCUGUGAAGGAUGCCCAUGAUCUUCUUUGCCUGCGUGGUGCGGGUAAGGGAUGGACUCCCACUUUCGGCUUCCAGCGACUUCCAUCUAGACCAGGGUUUUUUGGAAUGCAGGAAAAGACUCAAGGUCCUGUCAUCCAUACUGGCACAAUACCCAGAACGUGGCACAGUGAAAGAACGUGACCUCAGUAUACACUUCCACAGUUCUGGGGACGUUGCUUGCACCUGCAUUGCCGCCAGCAGUUACCCUGCAGUCAUGGCAUUCUGCUUUUUGGAAGAGCUGCAAUGCAAAUUUGCCAUGUCCUACAACGCUACCAGUGUGAGUCUGGCCUCCAGGCCGUACGCUUUCCUUGAAUUUGACAAUGUCAUUCAGAAAAUCAAAAACCAUUUCAAUCACACCAACUGCGCUCAGCCAAAGGUCAACGUGGAAAAGAUGCAAGAGGACCUGCGCUUGCAGCCUCCUGCGCUUGUCAGAUGGGAGGAUACGGAGCUGAUGAACGGGAUGAUGAAUGGCUGCGUGGAAGCCCACCUCGAGACGGCUCCUGCUUGCAGGAUGCAGCCUGUGUCUCCUUUGGGGAUCCUCUCUCUCAUCCUCAACAUCAUGUGCGGUGCGCUCAACCUUAUUCGAGGGGUUCACCUGGCAGAAUAUUCAUUUCAGGAAGAUCGCAAAGGAAUUGGAAAUGUGGUAGCGUUUCUGCUACCUUUCAUAGCCUGCUUUGGUUUGUGUUACCUCUACUUGUUCUACAGUCCAGCCAGGAAGAUCAAGGUCUUCAUCCUUUUUGUGACCAUCUCUUUCUGCAACACGUACUUGUAUGGGUUAAGAAACCACUGGCAGAUACUUUUCCACAUAGGAGUAGCUUUUCUUUCUUCUCAUCAGAUACUAACCCGGCAGGUGGCUGAGAAACAGCCCGAUUUGGGGGUGUGAAAAAGGACUCACGGAAUCCCAGAUGGGGCGUUUACAAAGUCUUUGCGUUGAGGAAGGUGGUUGUAAUGCAGCUCGAAAUGGUUUGACUAGUAAGUUUGGUUUUUCAUCCUUCCGCGAAAUAAUGCCUCUUAGCAAAAAUCAGACACUACCUUUUAGGGCUGACGGGGAGCAAAGAAGCAAGACAUCCGUCUUAAAGAAGGAAGCGCGAAUUCUUUGCAGAUUAGUGUAGGUGAUCCAAGAAUAAUCUGGAGGAUGUCUGCACUGAAGAAGAUCUCGCAGGCUGCUCUUUAUGCUCCUCUGAGCUUCCAGCAGAAAUUCAGGUUAUAGGUUGCCAGGAGCACAUUUUCUGGCUCGUCUUUUGCAAACAGAGAGCAGUUCAGAAAGCACAGCCAGCUGCUGCUGAAGUGGGAAAAUCAGCCUGGAGAGUCAGACUCCAGUUACGGUCCGUAUUGCACACGCACUGAAAACUCCCAACUGUGUUCUCGGAGAUGAGCUUUGGGGCAUCGCUGCAACCAGCGUUUGGGUUCCUCCAAGUUUAAAGCACAGGCUCUUGACUGAACAAUUGAGGCUUUUGUGGCAACGGGGGGUUGUCCUAAUCAGUAAUUUAUGACGACGAUAGUUGUGGGGGGUGGAAUUGUUUGGGAAGCAGGUUCUUGAAUAAGGCGCAGCUUGUAUAUGUUACCCUAAUAGUCAGGCUCUAGGUAAAUCUACUUAUAUGAGCUGUAAAGGGUGGGCAAGGCAAGGAUUAGAAUGCCAUGAAAAGCCACGGAUGGUGAAGGUGCCUUGAGGUAUCUCCUGUAAACAUUUAUUGUACAAGCCAGUUCAUUAUUUUGAGCUAAAAGAAGGCCUUGAAAAGGCAUUUGGUUACACAGCUUCACACUGGCACGGGAUUUUUGUCGUCUUUCCUUAUUUGAUACCUAGCUUUCGGUCUUCUUUCCACAUGUGGGAUUCACAGCCACAGGUUUACAGGAGAGGUAAUAAGGGGAAGAAGUGAACUAAAUACUGUAGGUUCUUCAUGUAGUUACUCUUUUCAGUUUGACUGAACGGGAUGAAUUUUUACUGCAAGCAACAAUGGCAAUUUCUAGUGGCAUGCCCUAAGCAGGGCACCUGCUGAGUUUAGCUCAAAGCAACUCAAAUGCUGCUGGACCUCACAUCAGGGAACACACGACUUUACCAGGGCAAAUGUUAACAGAUCUUGGAUUGAUGCAACGGACCCAGUUCUUGUUCGCUGCCAGGUCCGCACGGUCUCUCCGGCCUUGUGUCACAACAAUGGCCAACACUACCUACAUUCUGUCUUGGAUGUGCUUCUAGCAUAGAUAGUCCCAUCAUGGAGGUAUGUUUUGCCUUUUGAUGAAAUGCAAAUUUGAGGAGGGAAAAAGCACUUCUAAAUUGCCGAGUCACACAGUCUAUCAGCAUCGUAGGUGUCUUAAAAGGUCUGCUUUGAUCCCACGCACUCAAGACACGUGUGAGCUUCUUUCAUAUCGGGUGCGUUACAGCCCAGCUGAAAUGGGAGGAACCUCAUCUCUGGUCCUGUUUGUCCUUUAUUUCCUCCGUGGAUUCUCCUUCCAAGCCUCCUUCCUUGGAAGAGUCUAGCUGUAGAGGGACUUGCACAUUUCCCCGGAUGGCUCCAAGUGUUAUAUGGAAGUACUGAAAUCAUCCUCUGCCCUUGACUUGCAGAAAGAAACCUGCCCAACUGACAGCAAGGGGAUGGCCGGUGGGGGAGGUGACACACUGGGAUUGAGAACUCCUGGCCUGUUGGGGUGGAGUUCUGAAAGCUUUCUGGGAUCUGCGUUGCUUCUAGGCUGUUCCCCAUAGCCAAGGCCUCCCAAGGCUUCUCUCUGGGUGUGCAACAUUGGUCUAGUUCUCACCUAAGCAGUAAACUGCAUAGGAACUGCAGCAUGGUGGGGAGCUGUGAAGUUCCAGGUUCCUCCAUCCCAGAUAAAGAUGGUUUUGUUCCAGUAUGGUAGGGCAGUUAAAGAAUUAGACUAGGAUGGUGAAAUCUAGGUUCAAAUCUACCCUUAGCCAUAGACGAUGACUGGGCCAGCUAAUGUCUUCCAGCCCAAUGUAACUCAAGUAGUAGCUUGAGGGAUAAAAUUGGAAGGUAGAAGAACGGAUGCUGUCUUGAACUUCUGGAGCACAGUUGGGUUCUAAAGUGUCUUUUUGAGUUGUAUUUCUCAUUUCUCGGUGACCUUGUGGGUGCACCUGUGGAAGUGUCAAGAAAGAGUGGCUGUUGCCUUCCCCAUCAGGCCUAUAACCCAGGGAUUACCUGGUGGUUUCCCACCCAAGGAUGAACAAAAUAUGACACUGGUUAGCCUUUGGAGAUCAGCCCAACUUUGCAAAGAGCUAUCAGUUUUUUUUAUACAUCUAGGGGAACGGGGGGUAAGUUUUCCUCCUCACAGAAAGCUAGCGUGUCAUAAAAAUUAAUUACCCAACUUCCCUUGGUGAGUUAAUUUUCUACCGGGGAGAGGUUUUCUAGCGGGGCCAUCAUGCAAAGUCCCACCUGCCUUUCACACUGGUACAGCUGAAACUGACUCGCUGCCUCAGCAGCUUUUAACUGAAGCCUGAUUUUCACCAGAUCUAUCUAAACCAGUGUUGCUCAACCUCAGCAACUUUUAAGAUGUAUGGACUUCAACUCCCAGAAUUCCCCAGCCAUCCAGCCACAUCUUAAAGUUGCUGAGGUUGAGAAACACUGAUCUAAAUGAUUGUCCCCCGUUGUUUAAUUUUUUUGGAACUCUUAAAAGAAGAGGUAGUUUCUAAAAAAAGAGAAGAAAGGAAGCCAUUGUAAUAAAGAAUGGCAGAUGUUCUCUCCUCUUUCCCAAUUCACCAUCUUUAAGUGUUUGUGCUUAAAAUUUGAUGACAGACUUGAAGAACCUGCUCUUCUAAACUAGAAUCUGGGCACCUGUUGCUCUUUAUAUCCUGUUUGAAAUGUGUGGAAAUCUCGGCUAGCAUUUAACCAUUUGUGAGCCCUUUUUGAUAACUUUUUGAAACCAGUAUAUUGUACAAAACUUUGAUGCAGAUUUUCUUAGCAACCUGUGGGAUUAAAAGAAGUUUUAUGUGAUAGCUUGGCAAAGCCUCCCAUCGCGCUGCUGGAUGGUCAGCAAACUAGACUUUCUGAGGGAAUAUUUACGCCAAAUCUCUCCCCUGUUGGGCAUUUUUAUUCUCUUUCUAUAGGCAGUUGGAUUUGAGAACUGAAAAAAAAAUGCCUUAGAGAGCCACAUUAUCAGGGGAAAAAAAUUAACUUCACCUUUUCGUUCUAAAAUGGCAGGCUCUUUUCCAUUUUCCACAACUGAUCCUUCCCCAACAUCCCCUUGGUUUAUCCACAUCUUCAGCUGCUUGAAAUGCAGAAGCUGUGACAACAUCCUGUUUAGACCCAAACUCUUUUGAUGUGGCCUCCCUGGGUCUACAGUGCUUAAAUAUAUAAUAAUCCAGCCUGCAAAAUCUUGCAGUCUUGCCCCCUGAUUUGCUAAAUUUUCAAGAGUGGGCACAGUAUGUCCCCUUGAGAAGGGAUGCGGCUUUUCACACAAUAAGCCAUCUUGACUAUUUUGACCAACUGCCGUAGCCCACUUUAAACCCACUGCCUUGACAAAGUGUCCUUUUAAUUUUGCGACACGUGACAUUUUUCUUUGGGUAGUGCAAAUUUGUCUCUUGCUAAAAGAAGAACAUAGCCCUGUUAGUGCCAAGAUCUGUUUUUCCCCUCUCUGGACGAAAGCUAACAAAUGUUAAAAUUCCGAAUGGCUACUCCUUUGAAAUAAUCAGAUAGAACAGGAUUUUAAACCCCUACUGCUUUUUAUUUUUCGACCAAAGAUGCUUCUGUUUGUUUCUGAUUCUCUCCCCCCACCCCGAAGCUUUUGCACUGUGUUCAAAAGACUGAAUUUCUCAUGUCUGAAAAAAUGGCAUGUAUAUAUGUAGAAAAUGAAUAGAUAAUAAAAGAUUAAAUUACAUUUUUCAUAUGUACUUGUC
Messenger RNA from Candoia aspera, 5205 nucleotides. It is a transcript of the gene SEC22C, whose product is annotated as SEC22 homolog C, vesicle trafficking protein. The record is from RefSeq and is a predicted model, not a curated record. Gene Ontology annotation, cellular component: membrane. Gene Ontology annotation, biological process: endoplasmic reticulum to Golgi vesicle-mediated transport. Bases 334 to 1245 code for a protein of 303 amino acids. NCBI's taxonomy places the organism in Eukaryota, Metazoa, Chordata, Lepidosauria, Squamata, Candoiidae. The transcript is spliced from 7 exons.